Molecule: messenger RNA, 952 nt
Organism: Phodopus roborovskii (desert hamster)
Lineage: Eukaryota; Metazoa; Chordata; Mammalia; Rodentia; Cricetidae
Gene: Smim12
Product: small integral membrane protein 12
Exons: 2
Coding region: 95-373 (92 amino acids)
Source: RefSeq, a predicted model, not a curated record
UAUUUCAGGGACCCAACUGUUCCACAAAACACAGUGGCUGCUUGCUGCUCUGAGGGGCAGACACUCAAUUCCCAGUGCCAGGCUGCCUGAUGUCAUGUGGCCUGUGCUGUGGACCGUGGUGCGUACCUAUGCUCCCUACGUCACCUUUCCUGUGGCCUUUGUGGUCGGGGCUGUGGGCUACCACCUGGAAUGGUUCAUCAGGGGAAAGGAUCCUCAGCCUGUGGAGGAGGAAAAGAGCAUCCUGGAGCGUCGAGAGGACCGAAAGCUGGACGAGCUGCUAGGCAAGGACCACACGCAGGUGGUGAGCCUUAAGGACAAACUGGAAUUUGCCCCAAAAGCAGUCCUGAACAGAAACCGUCCAGAGAAGAAUUAAUGGAGGGCACAGGUCCCUGUGGUCCACAGGGCUCUGACAUGCCCAGUCACCAUGUCGACCCAGCUUCAGAACAUACAUCUGAUUUGCUUUGCUGCUCAUUCCGGCCCCUUCUGCAUCCCACAGCCACAAACAUACUGGCUGGUCCAUUAUGGCUGUACAGCUGCAGCAGCAGGGGCCAAUGAAGAGGAAGGCUGCUUCUGUUGGAUGGGCUGUCUCCAUGACUGCGGGCUUCUGAUCUUACCUGAGAGCAUUGCAGGGAGGAGCCCUGGGGAAUGAACACUGCUCUCAGGCUCCCCGGGGAGGGGCUUGGCCUCAACUUUGAAUGGUUAGGGUUUGUUGUUGUAGUUUUUGCACUGGACAGAAAUCAGAAGUCUCCCUUGAAGUGUUUUUCCUGUUGGCUGGCACAUUUGUCCCUUUCUAGGCUCAGGAGUGGAUUCUCGGGAAGGAAAGCACCUUUUUGUUGUGGGGAGCUCGGGCUGUUUACCUUGGGGCAGAAGGCAUAUGCCUGGAAACAAUCCCUGUCUUCCACCCUUCCUCACAUGUAGUGAGAACCUCAAUUAAAGUGGCACCUAAGACAUA